AUGGUGCCAAGUGCCCUGACCACCCGAUGGUGGGAUGUCUGGACCACUUUGACGGCAAUUGUACUUUUGUCUAGCUUUUGGGUACCGCCUGCAAAUGCUGCUACCCCAACUACGAAUCUGAAGCCUCGAGCUCCUAUUGCUGGUGGUUAUGAUCUGAGAGUUCUUCCCAUAGGAGAUUCCAUAACCUGGGGUGCUGAGAGUUCAGACGAGAAUGGCUACCGCAAGAAGCUCUUUGACAAGCUCGCUGCACGAGGCAACAAUGUUGACUUUGUCGGCGGCAUGAGCACGGGCACAAUGGCCGACAAGAACCACGAAGGCCAUCGAGGCUACGUGAUCGAUGAGAUCCGCCAAGCCAGUGGUGUCGGCAUUCACGCGGGUGCCAACAUCGUUCUACUUCAUGCCGGAACCAACGACAUGAAGAACGACAUCAAUCCCGCCCUCGCGCCAUCACGUCUCAAGAAGUUGAUUGAUGAGAUUUACGAGUUUUCUCCUGAUGCUGUCAUUCUCUUGUGUAACCUCAUCCCGGCAGGCCCUGAUAGGUACCCUGCCACAGUCCCACGCAUUAACGAAUUCAACGAAGCUAUCCCCGUCAUAGUAGCCGAGUACAUCCUCCGUGGAAAGAAGAUGCGCCCGGUUGGGAUGAACCAUGGAAUUACUGUCAACGACUUGGCUGAUGGUCUUCAUCCUAACGAUGGUGGGUAUGCGAAAAUGGCUGACCUGUUCUAUUCCGGCAUCGAAUAUGCGGACGACCGAGGUUGGAUCUCCCCACCGGGCAAGAAGACGCCUGUUCCGGAUUCUACCAGUCCUGAGAACUGCAAGUCGACGCCGUCUUGGUACAACGUUGGUAUGAUUGCCACCGGCGCAAAGGUUGCUGACUCUGAUGGCCCCUUUGUGCCCGCUUGGAACAAGAGAGGCGUCGUUGCUGAGGGCAAUUGCCCUCGUGCUCGACUUCACUUCAUGGACCUCGACGGUGAUGGUCUGAAGGAUUACGCCUGUGUUGAUCCCAAGACAGGAGCAGUCAAGGUGAAUAUCAACAUUCCUGACGCUGAUGGCAAAACAUCUGGAAACUGGAAAGUACCCAGAACUGUUGUCAACCCAACCGAGCCCCGAGAUGGAUGGGGCGUCAUGUUUGCCGAUCUGAAUGGCGAUGGCCGAGACGACUACAUCUGGGUUGACCCUGACACGGGAGACGUUCACGGUUGGAUCAACCGUCUUGAGAAAGAUGGCGUCUGGCAGUGGCAGAGUCUUGGCCGUAUUGCUGGGGGUGUUGGUGCAACUAACGAGACACUUCAGAUGGUCGAUAUUGACGGUGAUGGAAGAGAUGACUUUCUUAUCGUUAGCAGAAAGACCGGAGAAGUUACGGCCUGGCUUAACACUGGUGGCGGGUCCAUGCCUGACUAUCACAAGAUCGGCGUCAUUGCUACCGGAGCGUCUCAGUCAGACGGAGAUGUCGUCAUCCUCGGAGACUUGACAGGUGAAGGCAGAGCUGACUACAUGAUGGUCGGCGUCGGUGGUAAAGUCAAUGGGCUCAUCAACCGGAGACAAGAAACGAGUCUGGUGCCCCAAUGGUCACAGAUGUUCAACGUUGCUGCUGGGCCGGAUGGUGCCAAGUCGAAUCAAGUCCGUCUGGUUGACAUGACGGGUGACGGCAAGGUUGACUACCUGCUUGUCGAUGAGAAGACUGGCGAAGUCACGCUGUGGGAGAACCUUGGAACUGGUGGAAAGUGGCAGCCAGGUGAUGGCGUAUUUCUCUGCGAUUUGGAUGGCGACAACACUAGCGACUACUUCUGGAUCGAUCACACGGGCAAGGGUUAUGGCUACCUCAACGUAGGAAAAGGCGAGAACAAGUGGACCGACCUCGGAAUGAUCGCCAAGGGAGAUCAUCCCAGAGAGCAGAUACACAUGGCUGUUCUCACCACGAGUGGUCGAGCUGACUAUGUCGUUGUUGACCCAAAAACUGGAAGAGCUGACUGGUUUGAGAAUCUUGGUCCUGACGGCGGCUGGGGUUGGAACGCUCGUGGAGAGUUUGCUGCGGGACCCAAAGAUACCGUUGAGAACCGGUUUGGGUUCAACUUUAAGGGGAAGAAUGUUCGUUUUGCCGAUUUGAACAGCGACGGUCUUGAUGACUACCUCUAUAUCAGUGACACAGGAGCUGUCAUUAUGUGGCCGCACAAGGGCACUAAUCCUCCAUCAUGGGGUGACCCGAAACUAGUUGCUGAUGGACCCGUUGGCGUCAGCGCACAGAAUGUUCAGUUCGCCGACACCAAUGGUGACGGCAAACUUGACUAUGUCGUUGUUGGUACUACUACAGGCAUGACGAGAACAUGGCAUCACCUUGGAUUCAACUCAGAUGGUUCUAUCCGAUGGAACACACCUCUCCCUUUCGCUGACGGUGUUGGGUCUAUUGGAUCUGCUAUCAGAAUCACAGAGGCAAGUCACUCUUUAUUUACUAUUAUGACUGGUGACAAGCGCGCCGAUUAUGUCUCCAUCAACCCUGACAACGGUCGACUCAAUCUCUGGCACAACCGUUGCUGGCCCAACGGCUCAGGUGGUGAUGGAGAUGAUGGCGGUUCUGGGGGUGGCGACGACGGUAGUGGAGGCGGCAGCGGAGAUGGUGAUGGCGUUGUCUACAUUGACCCGACCAUUUGGGAGUCUAGUGAGCCUACCGCAAGUUGCCGUCCUCCUUGCACACUUGUUCUUCCACCUUGGCCGCUCUCUUCCAAGACCACCAUCAGCUUCCCUGUUAUCACCGAAACUAUCAAGGAAACCUGGCCUGAAACUACUGAUGGUGUCACAACCUAUCGCACAACCACCAUCACGGUCCGGAUCACACUGCCGCCUAUCACCACUACACAGAUCGAGGUUUCCAACAUUAUUGUCAGCAAAUCUACCACAACGAUUGUGCCUGUGCGGACCAGCAUCAUUCCGCCUCCAGUCACUCUGACUGAGCCCACCCACCACAUCACUUACACCUACAGCCCGGGGCCUUACCCAACUACCACCGAAGUUGGACCUCCACCUGGUGAUAACUCCGGUGACAUUCAUGUCAUCGGUGGUGGUAGUGGCCCUGGACCUGUCUGCAAAUCUGGCUGUGGUCACCUUUGCCUCUUUGGCUGUGGCUCAAGCGGAGGUGGAGGUGGAAGCGGUGGUGGCACACCUGGGUGCAUCGGUCUGGGAUGCCCUCCAGGAUCCAACAACUGCGUCGGUGUUGGAUGUGGCAGUAGUGGUGGCGGUGAAGAUGGCAACGACGACGACGACGAUGAUGAUGACGACGAUGAUGAUGACGACGAUGACUGUGCCACCGAAACUAAUACCGAGUGUCAUCAAGUUUGCACGACAAGUCCCUGCAAGACUGUUUGCAACACUUACAUCGGCUGUGACUGCACAACCUCCAAGGUUACAGACUAUUGGGUGUCUUGCAAAUCUCAGUCAUGCACUACCACCGCUACCGAAAUCAUCACUGGCUGCUUCCUCACUGCAACUGCUACAACUACCGGCUCAUACUGCCCCCUGAUCACCGUUGACCCGGAAAAGGAUGAGACCGGCGAUGACAAUGGCAGCAAGAUAGGAACAGCCUACAAGACGACUUUCUCCCCUACUGCCAUUAUCAAGUCAACUCAGUACCGCGUCAAGAGUGGAUACGUGACGGUUUCCAAGACCGCCUAUCCGGUUCCAUCUGCCACGACAGUUAUCAAGACCAAGAUUGACGGGACAUCGGCUACUAUUCUCCCUUCUUUCGUCGGAAGUGCUAUCUCGAUCACGGUUUCAAACAUCCACAUUUCCACCACGGAUGAGCCCAAGGCUACAACCACCAUUGAACCCUCCAAGACGGCAGAUGAAACAUCAUACCCCACUCAUACGACCCCUACAGGCGACGGCUACUGCUACUCCGGGAAGUCUGGCUUCCUCAAGUUCACACAGAGUCAAGCUCAGCAAGUGAUUGGAUCAUUCUGUUCCUCGAGCUACGUCCUUGAUCCUGGUAACACGGUCGGUCAAGCUGACGCCCUCGAGGAGGACGGUUACAACGUCGUGGUGUCGGCAAAGUGGGCAACUGACCAGACAGGAUGCGGAACGAAGGAGGCUUUCCACUUUGCCGAUGACCAAUCAAACUUUGAAUCCUGUCUUAGAGCCUGGAAUAUCCCUUUCUUCUGCACAGACCCAGAUGCAACAUCCAGUUUUGGUGGAGCAUACGUCUUUGAUCCUCCUAUAACUGGGGGCUGUCUUCUGCUGCGGUUGUAUGCAUACAGCACGUCUUCUCUCAAGGCCAGGGCAGGCCUCGAGGGUGCUCUGGCACCAGCUGUAAUGAACAUUACACACAUGGGAGAUGUGAAACACCGUGUGAACAAGCCGAAUGCUCCUCUUGUGUGGCCUACGUCCAAGAGCGAGGAUGGGCCCAGCUUAUUUAGUGCGGAGGAGGUGAAGAAACUUGCAAAGGAUACGACAAAGGAAACAUGA
Fusarium vanettenii 77-13-4 is the source of this 4455-nucleotide messenger RNA. RefSeq lists its product as uncharacterized. Lineage: Eukaryota; Fungi; Ascomycota; Sordariomycetes; Hypocreales; Nectriaceae. The record is from RefSeq and is a predicted model, not a curated record. Gene Ontology annotation, molecular function: phosphatidylcholine lysophospholipase A1 activity. The transcript has 8 exons. The coding region runs from base 1 to 4455 and encodes 1484 amino acids.